Molecule: messenger RNA, 3182 nt
Organism: Xenia sp. Carnegie-2017
Lineage: Eukaryota; Metazoa; Cnidaria; Anthozoa; Malacalcyonacea; Xeniidae
Product: muscle, skeletal receptor tyrosine-protein kinase-like
Exons: 10
Coding region: 252-2912 (886 amino acids)
Biological process (GO): positive regulation of kinase activity; multicellular organism development; cell surface receptor protein tyrosine kinase signaling pathway
Cellular component (GO): signaling receptor complex
Molecular function (GO): protein binding; ATP binding; transmembrane receptor protein tyrosine kinase activity
Source: RefSeq, a predicted model, not a curated record
AAACAUUCUUUCAAUUUUUCAAUAAAGUUAAUAACAACACGCAAGACGUACGCCUCCCGUAGAGAAGUGGCCAUUCUACAAUUCAACACCUGUAUGACAAUGCCAUACCAUUACUUAGCAAUGUUUUCGUGUGCGCAACAGAAGUAAUUAAUAAAGCAACGUCGCUUUCUUUGAUGCCUAAAACUAAGUCUAAAGUUCAAUGUGUUUAAAACAGUAACCUGGAGUGAUUUACUUUCGAAUAUUGUUUAAGGAUGGUGGACAAAAUGAGCCUGGUCAUAUUCCUCAUGAUAAUAAUCACAGGUGCACAGAACAAUCUCGUCCUUACGAUAUCUUUCUCACCAAAUACUGGUAUUUGUCAACAUUACACGGGAAAAUGCAGAACGCUUUUAAACUCAAGUGAGCCACGUUUCAUCAACACAACUAUCGGUUACAACGGAACGGAAAGUGUUGCAACAGAUCUGCUUAAAGCAGUCGAGAAAAUAUAUGAGAAAAAAAUGAAAUUGGAUAAAAAAGAAACAAAUGACGUUGUGUGUAAGCCGAUCUUAGAAAAAGCAGUUUGUUUCUUUGUCUUCCCUUUGUGUUCAUCACGACAACAAAAAAUGGAUAUAUGUCGAGAGGAUUGUGAUUAUCUUUAUGAAUUAUGCGGCAAGGAUCUUGAUCAUCUUGUAGGUGUUGGCCAGUUUUUGCUUUUCGGCAAGUUGUCUGGUAUUGUUUUUCAUUUCGGUGAUUGCAAAGAUUUAAGGAGCGAGAAAGACACUUCAUGUUCGCACUUACCAUUCUUAGACGUACCGAAGACAACUAAUAAAGAUACUAACUCACCUGAUAUGAAAAUGGUAAUAGUUCUAGCUGUCCUUCUUCCUCUUACCGCGUUCGUCGUUCUUAUUCUUUGUCUGUAUCAUCGUCGACUAUCUAAAAGAGAGAAAUUACACUCGUUUGAUUAUGAAAACGGAAGGAGAGACACUAGUAGAAGCAGAGAAAAAGCGUCAAACGUUGUGUCAAUGAAGGAACGCAUUCAAGAAUGGAAAGUUGCCCCUUCAGAACUCAUAGAGCUUAUGGAUAUCUGCAAAUCGAGAGGUGUUUUAGAGAUACCUGUGGAUAAAAUAGAGUACCUAAAGGACCUGGGCUCUGGUCAAUUUGGGUUGGUAUUUCAAGGAAGGGUGAAUGAAAAUGUGAAUGUUGACAGUUGUGAAAUCGUUGCCGUUAAAACAUUACGAGAAGGAUCGUCGCAUGAAGCAAUUAAAGAAUUUUGUCAAGAGGUCAACAUAAUGUCAACAUUUAGUCAUCCAAAUCUCGUGCAAUUGAUCGGCGUUUCGCUGUCAGAUGAGCCAUAUUGUAUGAUAUUCGAGUUCGUCGAAUACGGAGAUCUGGCAAAUUUUCUGAGAAAAUGCAAUGAAUCAUCAGAAGAUGGAAGCUCAGCUUAUCCCAAGUUAUCCACAACGGACCAGUUGUCUAUGGCAGUCCAGAUAGCGUCAGGAAUGAAGUAUAUCUCUUCCAUAAGCUGUGUCCAUAGGGAUCUAGCCGCGCGGAAUUGCCUCGUUGGCAGAGGACUGGUAGUGAAGAUAUCGGAUUUUGGUCUCUCACGUGACAUCUAUGCAUCGGAGUAUUAUAAGAUGGACAAGACAAGGAUGCUCCCAGUUCGUUGGUUACCUCCGGAAGCGUUCGUUGACGGAAAGUUCACGACGUAUUCCGACAUUUAUUCAUACGGAAUUGUGCUGUGGGAGAUCUUUACUUUCGCCAAGUUACCGUACGAAGAUCAUGACAACAAAAGAGCGAUGGACUUGAUUUUGAAGGGAAAUUUGCUCGAGAAACCGGAGCAAUGUCCUCCUGCGAUCUACGAUAUUAUGUUGCAAUGUUGGCAUUACAAUCCAGAGUUGAGGAUUUUGUUUCCGGAUAUCAUCAACGAACUGUGUUCAUUGGAUGACUUUGGUCAGCGGUUUCACUCGAACAACACCGAACAAAUUCAAGAAAACUUCAAAGCUCGUUCUUUCUCAAACAAGUCAAAAUUGAAUGCAGACUUCGAGAACAAAGUUUGUGAUAUAAAUGACGAACAGCCAAUCAACGAGGAGCGUUCACCAUAUGAACCAAUCACAAAGAAAAAGGGAAACCCUUACACUAUACUGAAUAAGCCUGGAGCACCCACCGAUAAUGUAUAUGAUGGUAUUGUAACUUUAUCUGAUGUGGGAUGUCAGAAACAUCCUGGAACGGAACGGCAGGAUCUCGACACCCCAACACUAAAGGAUAACUAUGAUAAUGAAGGAUCAAUACCGACCUGUCGGAACAUUAACGGUUACGAUACUCCGGAAACCUUCGAAAACCUUACAAAAAGAGAAGAUGAUGACAACGAUGUGUGCAGUUGCAUGAAACAAAAGCCAGAACACGAACGCCAUUUCCAAGAAGCAUACGAUGUACCCACAACAUCCCAUGAUUACCCUGAUGGACCGGAGAAAACCUAUGACAUCCCUCCAACAUCUCAUGAUGUACAUGAUGGGGAAGAUACAUACGAUAUUCCUCCUAAACACGAUGAUCAUCAACAAGAAGCUAACGAAGACGCGUACAGUAAUAUUGGUGUAUCAUCGAAGCAAUCGCCAAUCAAAAAGAACGAGACAGAAGAUGUUAAUCGAUCUGAUGAAGGAAAUGAUGUUUCUUGGUCUACGGAUGACGUUGAUGAUAUUUAUGAGAAUUCUGCAAUUUUUAAGCCAACGUUCGGAAGCAACUCGGUGCCAGAAUCACCCUGUCUUAAUCGGACUACGAAUGACGACGAUGACAUAUAUGAGAAUUCUGUGGAGUCCAAGUCAACGAUUGAACAUUACUCUGUCCCUAAAUCAUCCUUUCUUGAAGGAGAAAUCAACACACACUCGCCUCAAACAUCCCCAAUUGCCGUAUAUGAAAACGUACAUUUAGAUGGUGAAUAGUUUGUUUCAUCAUAAAGAUAUCUUAUUACCAAGCUUGUUAUUCUAAAGGAGAAAAGUCUCAGCGCAAGCUGAAGCAGUAAGAAGCUUGACGUCACUGGAAAAUCCGUCAAGUUAACGUUUCACUAGAUGAUUAUUUAGCAAAUUUUAGUAAAGUUCAAUAUCAGAUGCAUAUAUAGAUUAAUCUGAAUCUGUGAUUAGGAUGAAUGAUAUGUUUCGCGUGAUCAGUUAAACAAGCAAAGAAUAAAUUAUAUAUAUUUGCGAGUAACGAAA